Messenger RNA from Drosophila virilis, 3041 nucleotides. RefSeq names its product polynucleotide 5'-hydroxyl-kinase NOL9. Lineage: Eukaryota; Metazoa; Arthropoda; Insecta; Diptera; Drosophilidae. Gene Ontology annotation, cellular component: nucleus. Gene Ontology annotation, molecular function: polynucleotide 5'-hydroxyl-kinase activity. The record is from RefSeq and is a predicted model, not a curated record. Gene Ontology annotation, biological process: cleavage in ITS2 between 5.8S rRNA and LSU-rRNA of tricistronic rRNA transcript (SSU-rRNA, 5.8S rRNA, LSU-rRNA).
CCAUCACUAAUCCGCUGCUGCUUCUUGUCGUUCAAGACACAUGGCCCGGCAUUAAUAAACAUGAGUUUGUUUUCUUAACAAGAGAAAUAUGAGCUUCAAAUGUAAUGAACGUGUACUAAAAGAAAUUCAGACUAGCUUUAAACUAACGGAAAGUCGUAAGGCAAUAUCACAAUCAGCGCCAACAACUGUCUGGCAACCAGUUCAGCAAAAGCCAAAAGUUGCCCUGUGCAAUCCACAAAAAGUCCAAACGAAAGCAACGACAAAUCAAAAGGCGCCAAAUCAACCUGAAAAUAUAAAAGUAGCUGCUAAUGAUGUGAAAUCCAAACCAAUUUCGGAAUCCAAUCAAACAAACAAAGCUGAGAAAAACGCGGAAAAUAUAAAAGUCACUGUUAAUACGAAUAAGGAAUCUAAACGAAAUCCUGAGACAGUUCUUUUGGCUACAAACACAAAUAGGCAAAUGACCAAAGCUAAGAAUAAGGCAAGAAAAAAUAUUAAAAUUAUAAGUGCUAAAAUUAAGAAUCAACAAAUGGACACCAAUCAAGAGAAAAACAAGAAAAACAACAAACAAAGUUUGAAAGUUCAGAUGCCGCCAAAAUCUGGAAAAUGCAAUGUUAUUGUUAAUCCAAAUGGAGCCAAACGUAAGGCAACGGAGAUUUCCCCUCCCCUUAAUAAACGAGCCAAAAAGGAGAUACAGCCCAAGGACAAAGGGUUGCCCAAUCGGAAACAGACGCCCACUGAAGCAACAAAUAUAAACAACAAAAAGAACGCAUCGAAAGCAAUUGAUAAAAAAAGGAGACCCAAUAGGACUAUCUCUGCUGAAAAGAAACGUGAAUCCAAUCAGAAAAAUGCAACAAAAGCUGCAGACGUUAGAAUAAAGGAUAAAAGAGACGACGAACUCUCGGAGGACUUCGAUGAAGAAGCGUAUGAAACCGAGAGCGCUGAAUCGUUUGACCAGGCGGAGUAUAGUGAUAAUUCCGAGUCCGAAUACUCGUUGGAUAGUGAAGAGGAGUUUUUCAGUAAGCCACAAGUAUAUGAAUGUUCGGGCACAGAACAGAUGCCGCUGGAGUUGGAGCAGCAAGACGAAGAGCAGAUGUCUUGGCUUGGCCUAGAUAAUAUGCCCGAGCUUCAAGCAGAUGUUACCAAAAUUUCGGUAUUCGAUGGAAUGAUGCCUGAACCCGAGCCGGAAAUACAAAACCAAACUGAAGCAACAAUUGGAGAAGAUAACAAUACGUUGUCGGAUGCAGCAGAUGAGGAGCAAAGCAUGGAAAUGAGUCCAGAUCUGGCAGUUGAUGAUGAUGCGAUGCCAAGGACAGACAUGGACGCUCAGCAGCUGGCAGCUGGCACAGAGGCAACCAUGGGCUUCUACAGGGAUGCAGUGCCGUCCGAGCUGAGCAUAUUUGAGAAUAGCCUGAAGACGAACAAUGUGCUGGCUGUGCUGAAGCAGGACAUCGAGCUGUAUGGCACCGUUAUAGUCACAUUGCUGUGUGGACGCAUUACCAUCAAUGGGUAUAAGGCGCGUCCCAAGGAUCCGUUGAGCAUCUACUCGCCCAAGGGCUUCAACUGGGUAGUCCUUGCACCCAGGCCCAACAAGAAGCCACCCAAGGCCAACGUCAACUGGGACGAGUUGAACGAGAGCUUUUCGCGCGCCCAGCUGGACAAUAUAAUGGCCAACUAUGAUAGUCAACGGGAUGCAAUUGUGCUGCUGCAGCGCAAUAACGGGGCACAGAAUAUGCUCGACACCUUUGCCAAGCACAUGGCAGAGAAUGUUUAUCCGCUGCUGAAUGCCACCAAUCGGCCGCACUAUGCCAGCGAAUAUGUGCUGAAUUGUCUGAUCCAGGCUGCCGACGGCCGGCAGGCCUUGCAGGUGCCCACCGUUUGGAGUAAGCUGGCGCUGCAGCCGCGCAGCCGCUGGAUGGUGACCGGCGGUAAAGGCGUUGGCAAAUCCACGCUGCUGCGAUAUCUGCUGAAUCGACAUUUGGAACGCUUCCCGCGCAUGCUGCUCAUUGAUCUGGACAUUGGACAGCCGGAGCUGUUUUUGCCGCAGACGGUUUCGUGUAGUGUGGUUGAUGCGCCGCUGCUAGGACCCGGCUUCUUUCUCAACCGUCAGCCGGAUCGUGCCUAUGUGGUGGGCCACGUGAACAUCGUCAUGUGCGCAGAGCAGUAUAUGCACGCGGUGCGGCAAUUGCUGGCCUAUUGCCGCAGCAACGAGAGCUAUGCCGAAAUGCCUUGGCUCAUCAAUACGAUGGGCUAUAACAAGGGCUUCGGCCUGGAGCUGAUGGCACUUCUGGUGGACUGUGUGCAGCCCACAAAUCUGGUGCAAAUAGCCAGCGCCAGGGUCAUCAACAAUUUUGAUGUGCCGCUCACCAGGGAAGCCCUAGCGCAGGUGGUGCCCAUUAUCUACACGGCGGAUGAGCACAAGGCUAGUGGAAAUCUGUCCAACUAUGCGCUGCACGAGCUGCACAGUGCUCUGCCGCAGCUGGAGCGGCAUGAGCGUCGCUGGAUGAUGAGCGCAAAGGAUGUGCGCUAUGCCAAUUUGUUGGCGCGCCUUAGUUCCGCUUUGCGCGGCAACGCCAAGCACCUGACGGACUGUCAGCCGGCGCAGGUCGAUCUGGAUGCGCUGCAAAUAGUGCAUCUCGUCUCUGAGGAAUAUACGCGCGAGGAGCUCGUAGCUGGCAUGGAGGCCAAUCUGGUUUAUCUGUGCAAAGCAGCCGGGUCGUCGGGCGAAAAGCCCGCAGAGUGUCUGGGCAUUGGUGUUGUGCGCGCCAUCGACCAUGAGGCCGGGAAACUUUAUCUGCUGCCGGCCAUGCCGCUGCAGCGUCUCGCCCAGGUUAACUGUUUGGUGCUGGGCGGCGAUAUGUGUCUGCCGCAGGGCUUUUUCAAGGAUCAAGGUGCGGGCGUAGCCAACAAUGUGCCAUUUGUGUUCAUUAUAGACGACACCAGGUCAUCCAAGAGCAUACACCACAUAUAUUUCCGAGCGCAUAAAAAUCUUUAAAGCCUAUGUUAACAACUUUUGUACAAAUGUAUAGAGAAAUGUGUAUUAA